AUGGCGCGAUUCUACCCUAUCUACGCACGCCGAAGCGAUGGCAGGAUCGAACUCGUUUCGAAGGGCAAGAGGAGGGAGCUCAAUCAGCCGACCGACGAUCAGCUGGACCAGAAACCGGACAGGAAUGGAGUCAGUGACUUCUAUCGAGAGGUUGCUCAGGACGAGCCGAAACACGUGGAUUGGAGGCGAAAGCUAGGUGGCAUGCUGGCGAGAGAGCUGGCCUGGAAGGACAAGACUGCAGGCGGUGUGUAUACACAUGUAACCAAGAAGCAUUUCGGAUUGGCACUGAGAAUUCGUAGAGAGCGGCUACAUCCUCGUUGCGCUGCCCGAGAACUAUCGUCUGUACGAGCACGUGAAAAAGACUGAGAAGGACGGCAAGACCGAAGUCAAGAGCAAGACACAUGCUGCAGGUGGCAAUGACAGACAGGAUGCCUACCUCUACGGCCAUCCUGUUGGAAGACGAAAGCGAUUCCGCAGCCCGAACGAUUUCUUUCCGCAUCUGUUGUGGCUGUGCACGGACGAAAAAGGCGAUCCGGACAACUGCAGCUGCAAGCUGUGCUCGCCGGAAGACUUGGAGACCGUAGUGCCUGGCGCGACGGCUAGGAUGGCCGCUGCCCAGCAGGCUCCGCAGCAAAUGGCACGCCAGACGAGCCAACAGAGCUACAGGAUACCAGCUAGUGUACCGCAACCGCCUGCACCGCAAGCGAAAAAGCCGACGCCGCUGCCCUCUGUGAAGAGCCCUGAUCAACGUAUGGACCUCGAGUAUGGCUCCUUCAUGUACCGUCCCGGUGAGCUCGUGUGGUUUGAACGAGGUCAGGCCUGGGGACUCGGCACUAUUCUUCGACGGUGGAUUCCUCACGGUCUCUCUGCGGGCAACGAUAAAUACUCCUACCUGGUUCAGUCGCUUUCCCAUCCUCUCCAGUACGAGCAGCCAGUGGUGAAGACAUCUCAUGCCUCUAUGCGGCCGUGGCUGGCGUGGAGUGUGCCUAGAUUCACGAGCGACGGCCUCAACAACCUUCCUCAGCCUCCUCAAUAUGAGACAGCUGACUGGCAAGGUCUCGUGCAAGGACGGUAUGGAAGGGGCGAUCCACAGGUCGACGCAUCCAUAUUGGCCGCGAAGAUGAUCGAUUCCACGUACACGCCCUUCGGCAAAACCAAAAUGGCACAGGUCGAAGGCGGCGCGGUUGAGACCCACUACAACGGCAUCUUCCUAGGCGCAGAAAAGGUCUGGGUCGGAGACCCUGUACGCCUCACUGUAGGAUCAGGGACCGAAAUCAUGGUCGUACACUCUGUCGUCGAGCGUAGACGGGUUUCAGCGAUGACGCCACAAAUGAACAGUCAGACUUGUAAGCUGGUUGGCGACAUUUAUCAACUUGUGCAGGUGCAGCACAGUGACCCGCAAAUUCCAACUCCAGCAGCGACUAACAACAAUCCGCAUCUCCCCCAGCGCCUCACUGAGGACCUUGCAUACCGCAAUGCCCGCUCUAUCCCGACCAGGCGUACCGCAAGCUACUGGAAGCUUGCUGUCCCGCAGCAACGCCUUGAUCUCGACAACUUCAGGGGUCGCUGGUAUGAAGCCAGUCUUGUGUUACCCAUCCUCCAAGCGGAACCAUUUGCACAAGCUGCCAAGCGUGGCGACAUUCAAGAAUCCUCCCUCUGGAUGAACAGUCGCGGAGACUGCCUUAACAGCAAUAGAGCUCCCCAGCUUCAGAGGUAUCCGAAGCAGAACAUCCGGGCAGAGACUCGUCGCGAGGCGUUUGGUCGUUCUAUCCCUCCGAACGCGCAGAUACAGGAUGACAUCCAGCCACCAAAUCCGCCGAACGUGGACCCGAGCUUGAACGAGAUGGACACAGGGGCUGGCAAUAGCGCAGACACUGCCAUCGAGAUUGAUCCAAAGUUCGAAACUGCCGGCGAAACUAUGGGUCAGGGUCAGGGUCAGCAGCAGGAUCACGACCAUAGCGGGUUGGACGAGUUUAUGAAUCUGGACGGUAUGGAUGAGAGCGGUAUGCCUGGCUUUGGUCAUGAUUACGGGAGUCAAGUGACCGGGCCUGGAAGCUUUUACUGA
Lecanosticta acicola is the source of this 2065-nucleotide messenger RNA. The record is from the annotation of a GenBank genome assembly. NCBI's taxonomy places the organism in Eukaryota, Fungi, Ascomycota, Dothideomycetes, Mycosphaerellales, Mycosphaerellaceae.